UAAUCUCGCGAUGGUUGUCCUUUCGCUGGCCAGACUGGGAUGUUGUAGGACUGCACUGGUCUAAUCAUGCUCAGAGCAAUUCAGAGGACAAACCUUAGGACGUCGUCAAGUCUCAUCCGGCGGUUCCAAAGCACCUUGGUGGUUGCAGAGCACAGCAAUGACACACUAACGCCUGUCACUCUCAGUGCCAUCACCGCAGCCAGCAAACUUGGUGAUGAGGUGUCCUGCUUAGUUGCUGGAACAAACUGCGCUAAGGUAGUGGAGCAACUUUCUCGAGUUCAGGGAGUCAAAAAGGUGCUGCUUGCUCAGCACGAUGCCUACAAAGGGUCAUUACCAGAGGAGUUGACGCCUCUCAUCUUGGCAACCCAGAAACAGUUUAAUUUCACACACAUCUGUGCUGGAGCAUCUGCAUUUGGAAAGAAUCUUCUUCCCAGAGUGGCUGCAAAGCUGGAUGUAGCUCCCAUCUCAGACAUCACUGAGAUCACAUCCCCAGAUACAUUUGUAAGGACUAUUUAUGCAGGGAAUGCGCUUAGCACUGUCAAGUGCAAUGAGAAGAUCAAGGUGUUCACGGUGAGAGGGACAUCGUUUGAGCCUGCUGCUAAGGAGGGUGGAAGUGCUACUUCAGAACAAGUCUCUGCGCCUUCACCGGUUGGGAUGUCUGAGUGGCUGGAGCAGAACCUGACCAAGACUGACCGCCCUGAGCUCACCAGCGCCAAGGUGGUUGUUUCUGGAGGCAGAGGCCUGAAGAGUGGUGAAAACUUCAAGCUGCUAUAUGACCUGGCUGACAAGUUAAAUGCUGCAGUCGGUGCCUCCAGAGCGGCUGUGGAUGCUGGCUAUGUCCCUAAUGACAUGCAGGUUGGGCAGACAGGAAAGAUUGUGGCUCCAGAACUGUACAUUGCAGUUGGCAUUUCUGGAGCCAUUCAACAUCUUGCUGGAAUGAAGGACAGUAAGACUAUAGUUGCCAUCAACAAGGAUCCCGAGGCUCCUAUCUUCCAGGUUGCAGAUUACGGCUUGGUGGCUGACCUGUUCAAGGCUGUCCCAGAGAUGAUCGAGGUUUUGAAAAAGUGAUAUUCAUGACUCGUCUUCUAAGCAGUAUGUCUGUGGGAACCUCGGCCACUCCUGGGAUCUCUAAUUCGCUUGCUGUACGAAGGUCUUGAGAAGUUAUGGAGAAGAGCUGGAAACGGCAUUGGUUCUUUCCAUUUUUAAUACAGCAUUCAGGAGUAUCUGCCUUUUUGCUUACUGUUUGAUAUCAUUAUAAUAGAGUAGAAUUAUUCAUUCUUAUGGCAACUGUGAUCUAAACAGCAUUGUUUUUGACAUUGAUUUAAAAGUCAGAUUGUACCAUGAGAAAAGUUGAAAUCAAGUUGCACAGUAUGUAGCGUGACAAUAAAUGUCAUCUGUCACUUGCUA
This is a messenger RNA of Electrophorus electricus (electric eel), 1407 nucleotides long. It is a transcript of the gene etfa, whose product is annotated as electron transfer flavoprotein subunit alpha. Gene Ontology annotation, biological process: fatty acid beta-oxidation using acyl-CoA dehydrogenase. Gene Ontology annotation, molecular function: flavin adenine dinucleotide binding; electron transfer activity. Lineage: Eukaryota; Metazoa; Chordata; Actinopteri; Gymnotiformes; Gymnotidae. The record is from RefSeq and is a predicted model, not a curated record. Gene Ontology annotation, cellular component: mitochondrion.